Cotesia congregata is the source of this 1077-nucleotide messenger RNA. The record is from the annotation of a GenBank genome assembly. Lineage: Eukaryota; Metazoa; Arthropoda; Insecta; Hymenoptera; Braconidae.
AUGGAGUGGAGAACGGUAGCACUGUCUGUCUUUAUGAUAAGCCUUUGUUUUCUGGCUAUACCUAUCAAAGUGCCAUCAUCAGACACAACUGAUGAUGAUCUGAGAUUAUUUGAGACUUACAUUUUGCGUUACAAUAAAUCUUACCGUCAUGAUCCGAUUGAGUAUGAUAAAAGAUUUAAACAUUUUCAAGUUUCGCUUCGAGGGAUCGAGAAGAUGAAUAAAUUAAGAACAUCACCGGAGAGUGCUUACUACGGGCCAACAAAGUACUCAGAUUUGUCAGAGGAUGAAUUUCUAAAGCUGGCAUUACGUAAAGAUUUAUCAACUCGUGCUGCAAGACAUCGAAUUGACCGUUUUAUGCGUCAAAAAUAUUCCAGUGCCGAAGGUAAUUUAAUACGCUACGAGAGAGCGGUAAGAAUACCACCUAAGAGACUUGACUGGAGAACGAAGGGAGUUGUUACACCGGUUAAAAGUCAAGGAAAUUGUGGAGCUUGUUGGGCUUACAGUACUGUCGAAUGUAUUGAAUCAAUGAUUGCUAUCAAAAAUCAUACACUUACAUCCUACAGUGUCCAGGAGAUGAUUGACUGUGCUGGCAACAAUAAUUUUGGUUGUCAAGGAGGAGACAUUUGCAGUCUACUGUCCUGGCUCGUAGACAAUAAAGUAUCUGUCUCAACAGAGUCUUUUUAUCCGGUAACUGGAAAAACGGACACUUGCGUACUAGAGCGAUCAGCAAAAUCAACAGUUCGAGUUACUGAUUUUACAUGUGAUAGCUUCAUAAAUACUGAAGAUCAACUGCUAGAUGUGUUAGUUAAUCACGGACCAGUAGCAGUGGCAGUAAAUGCUCUUACUUGGCAAAAUUAUUUAGGUGGAAUAAUACAAUUUCACUGCGACGGUUCAUUUAAAAUGUUAAAUCAUGCAGUACAAAUAGUAGGGUACGAUAACACCGGAAAAAUACCUUAUUACAUCGUUAGAAAUUCAUGGGGUACUCUGUUUGGCAAUGAUGGAUAUAUUUAUAUAGCAAUAGGAAAUAAUUUAUGUGGAAUAGCAAAUCAAGUAUCAUCUUUAAAUGUUAUUUGGUAG